AUGCUUCACAUAUUUCAGGCACCAGAGGUGCUAGAAUCCUAUAAGUCCGUCGUCGAAAUCGUGAAUUUGGUUGCUAGUAAAGUGAAUGAAAAGUGGAAAGCUCAAGUGCCAAGCAGCCAAGCAGCAGAAAAGCGCAAAAAGAAGAAGAAUAAACCGAAGCGCUGCAUAAACGACGCCGCUGCGCUGAAAUCAGUCAAACUGCAGGUUAGGCAGCCAGAAGCUAGAAUAAGGCGAUCAACUAAGAAGCGAAGGAGGAAAUCCAAGCAAAUUGUGGAGGCUAACACCGAGCCAAUGGCUUCUACAUGCCCAAAGUUAUCCUCAGUUGAAAGUUCCGAACCUGUCCCACAACUCGUGGAAGGGGAUGAAAUGAACGAAAUCGAAGUUAGGGAGAAUGAAAUUGAGAUGGAAUGUAUUGAGGAAGUGGGUGACGACUACGAUGUGACAGACGAUUGUGAGAUCAAUCCAGUUGAUCAUGGACGUGCCCUUUUCCAGUUACUACUUGAUCCAUUUGACUUGAGCACGUUUUCAAGUCACUUCAAUGGAAUCAAACACUUGCACGUAAAAGGGGGUGCUGCAAGACAAAAUUUCAACCGCAUUUUGAGCCUCUCCGAGGUGAACACGUGGCUGUUGGAGGAACACAUGGUCAUUGGCAGGGACGUUGAACUCCUGGGCCCUCCGGACGCCCAGACCCCGCUCCCCAAAGGUCGUGCUUUCUGCUCCCUCAUUUGGAAUCAGUUUAAUCUUGGAUAUUCACUCCGUAUUAACGGUCCGGAGCGUUUCUCACAUCGUCUUGCCGAAACUCUGUCGCUCCUUCAGGAGUUCAUUCACGGUCCGAUCUCGUCGUACCUCGUUUUCGCCAACUCUUCAUUUAAAGGCCACCUGUUGGGUAAAUCAUCGCCGUUGAUGGGUGAUAUCUUCGUUGUCCAACUUGAGGGAACCUUAGAAGUCAGUAUUAAAAAACCUCCGGGUUGCAAUGAAGCCGAGUCAGAAAACGUGUCGUUGGUGUCGGGCGAUGUGCUCUACUUGCCGCACAAAUUCGAGCACUCUGUCCAAGUUUCGUCCAAGAGCAAUCACGCCGUUCAGUUGUGCAUCGUCAAUCACAUGCCCGCCAUUCUCGACGAACACCUGGCCCGGCUAGUAGCUGGACUGAAAACAGAAUGUCUGGAAUCGUCUUUGAGAGUUUUGCUCGGCGGAACAGUUGACAAGCCAGCCAAGACUGCUAAGAAAAUUAGGGCCGCCGUCGAGGCGUUUAAAAUUGACCUCGUGCGUCGAAUGCGCGCGCCUGCCCUUCACGAGUCCGAAUCCUGCGGUCAUGUUUCCAGGCAGGGUGAAGUCUGGUUGGAUCCGAACCAGACUAUUUCCGAAGACGCAGAUCUGGAGGAAGUGGAUGUGCCACCGUCGCGACCGCAGCAAGAAGGCCGUGUUGCUUUGGGGGUCGAGCUCGAACCAGAGACGCCAAUUCGUCUGGUUCGUCAGACCGCAGCUUGUAUUUCGGUUUGUGGAUCCCGUUUUCGCAUCUUUCACGCGUUAUACAACAGUUUGGAUAUCAGAGAUACCAAUGAGACUCACUACUUGGAGCUUUCCUCAGAAAAUCUUCAAGCAGUGAAGGCGAUAUUAGACGCCUACCCCGCAUCCAUCGAAAUUUGUGACCUUCCCGGAAGUUCCAUCGAUUCGAAGCCAGCAGUCAACAUUCGUGAGAUGUUUGGGUACUUCUCAUUGGAAGGUGGUAUGUGGACCCAAGUCGAGCACUCGUCCGACCUGGGUGGUGACGCUUUAAAGGUCACACUUUGUUCAAACCCAGUACAAGCGAAGUCGGUCCCAAAAGUGUGGAUGGUCCUCGCCAAUAGCCUUUAUGAAACGGGAUUGAUCAUAACGACCCAACCCCUCCCGCCUUGUCCGUGGGACGCUUCCAGUUCAGAAGACAUUGAAAUGGAGUGA
Messenger RNA from Mesocestoides corti, 1938 nucleotides. The record is from the annotation of a GenBank genome assembly. NCBI's taxonomy places the organism in Eukaryota, Metazoa, Platyhelminthes, Cestoda, Cyclophyllidea, Mesocestoididae.